Molecule: messenger RNA, 1155 nt
Organism: Paramecium sonneborni
Lineage: Eukaryota; Ciliophora; Oligohymenophorea; Peniculida; Parameciidae
Source: the annotation of a GenBank genome assembly
AUGGAGGAGUGUAUACCUUAAAAUAUGAGUUAGGAUUUUAUUAAGAAGAAAUAUAGAGGUAAAGAAAAUUUGUCACUUAAUCGUAAUUCAACUAAAAUUAACUCAAUCACUUAAGUUAUCGAGAAAUCAUAAUAAUUUUAAUAUCUUAAAUUAUCUGUUGGAGAAUAUUGGGGAUAAAUUAAAUUAAAUAAAGCUAAUGGAAUAGGGUCAUGUCAUUUAAAUACAGGAGGAUUUUUUUAUGGAGAAUGGAAAAAUAAUGUAUAACAUGGAGUUGGUAUCUAUUUUUUUAAUAUUGGUGGAUAUAUUAAGGGAUAGUUUUAAGAUGGUAAAGCAAAUGGAUAUUGUGAAUUAUCCUAUCAAAAUGGAUAAUUAUAUUAAGGAAAUUUUAAAGAAGGUAAAUAAUAAGGAUUAGGAAUCAAAACAUGUAGAAGAGGAAAAGAAGUUGUUUAAUAUAAGGAUGGAAUGCGUAUUAAUGUAAAUGAAGAGUUUUAAUAAAAAGAAAAUAUUGAUUCAAUAUUGAAGGCUUAAUUACCUUAAAUAUAUAUUCAUCAUGAUAGAAUUGUGUAUGGAUUAUAAUGUGAUUUAACUGGUUUAGGAGUCAUUCAUUAUAAAAAUGGAAGAGUUGAUUUUGGAUAUUUUUAGAAUGGUUCAUUAAAUGGAAAGGGAAGAAUUAUAUUUAAAAGUGGAGAUAUAUAUGAUGGUCAAUUAAAAAAUGGAUUCUUUUAAGGAUAAGGUAAUUAAUUAUAUAAUAUCUAAGGGUUUUAUUUAAAUUACAAUUCAAAAUAGAUUACUGAAGGAAUAUUUGAAAAAAAUUAAAUUGUUACGAUUCAAAAUUAGGUCAUUUAAUAUCCUCCAAAAGGUGAUGAAGAACAAUGUAUUGUCGAUUAAAGAAUCACUAUUAAAAAUAUACAUCUUAAAACUAGGGGUGUUAAUGUUAAUUCUUAAUUUAAUUCAGAGAAAAAGUCAACUAAAGUAAAUAAGAUCUAAAAUUUGAUUUAACAUAUGCUUAAUCCUGUAAAAAAUAAUUUUAAAAGUGAAAUUGGUUAACAUGAAGUUGUCUUGGAUAAUUUAUUAUCAAGAGUCUAAUCUCCCUAAUAAAGAAAGAAUUUAGAGUAAAUAAUUAAUUAAGUUACAUCACCAUAAAGAAUAAGAUGA